This is a messenger RNA of Sycon ciliatum, 1807 nucleotides long. RefSeq lists its product as uncharacterized. The coding region runs from base 403 to 1206 and encodes 267 amino acids. The record is from RefSeq and is a predicted model, not a curated record. The transcript has 7 exons. Gene Ontology annotation, cellular component: trans-Golgi network. Lineage: Eukaryota; Metazoa; Porifera; Calcarea; Leucosolenida; Sycettidae.
CAGUUUAGACUUAGAGGUUUGGGCCCAGUACUACCAGUACUAGCAGUAGUGCAGUACUAGUAGAUCUCCCCAUGUGACUUGACACCAGUUUGAAUGGAAAUUGUUCGUUCUCGUCAUUGUCGAGUUUGUUUUGUGGAACGAUCAGAAGUCACCAGCCUUCCACACCAGUAUUGAGCGGUUACUUAGGUAUCCAAUUUCUUUCUCCAAGUGCUGACUGUAGACAGCGCCUGCUAUUCGCGCUGGAUAGUAUCAUUUCAAACCGGUCGAAGAAGCAAUGUUCCGCAAAACAGGUCGCAGGUGCCAAGUCUGAAAUAUUUGAGAUUCUGCUGAAGAAGAUCGGGAGUUGAUUUUUGGUAUGGCGCACUCAGGGACUAUGUCCGCAUUAGGUCCCCUCUACCUUGUAUGCCUGGUACUGUCGUGCACGCUAGCGCCAUGCAGGGCAGGGCGGCGACGUGUGUGCUGAGAGAGGGCUCGUUCUGCACAUGUGAUAUGGACGACAACAGCGGUCACAUGGAUCUCAGUGCGAUCAGCAAGUCGGACGGCACGCCAUUCUUCAAGGACAUUAAAGGAGCCAGUAAUUGGAAGUAUAGUUACAAUCCAUGUUCACCAUUUGUGGAUAACAAGUGCAAAGCUGAUGUGUUGGUUUGCCAAGGAGGUGAUUCAGUAUGCGGACGCGAUACGUCGGUGAACAUCGAAGUCACAGAUACGGCUCCCGUGGGUGGAACAAUCAAAUACGGCAACGGAGACGUGCUGAGCAAAGUCCCGAGAACCGCAGUCGUUACAUUCACGUGUGAUGCGUCGGUGGAAAGUGACAUUACGUUUGUGAAGGAGGACCCUGCGGGAAACUAUCAAUUCAAGCUGGUCUCAAAGCAUACGUGCGUAAUCCCACCGACUACUCAGGCGCCGCCUCCCCCCGGUACCACGGCACCGCAGCCACCUGGUCCCACAGGACCACAUCACCGCACCAGUGAGAAAAACUCCAUCAGCAUGGGCUCCAUCUUGAGCAUCAGCUUCUUUACAAUUGCUCUGAUGUACCUGAGCGGAGGGAUAGCGUUUAUGAUGAUCCGCAACGGCGAACGCGGCAGGGAGACGAUCCCGAACUACGCAUUCUGGGUGGCGUUACCCGGUUUGAUCAAAGAGGGCUUCCUCUUCAUCGUUCACGGAUUCAAAUCUAGCGGCUAUCGGUCCGGAUAUGACCAGAUUUGAGAAUGGAAUUAACUUCAAAGCAGCCUCACGCGAUGAAGGACAAGCACCGGCAUGUGCCCACAAGCCAAUAGGAAACAUGCACAGCGGGUUCUCAGUUCUCCCAAGCUAGGCAAGCCACGUGGCGAUAUUCGCCACAGAGACUUAAUAUUGUCUCCUGGGAAUAUCAUAGAAUGCUACCAUUUACUUCAGUACAUAACUUUUAUCCGAGCUACGUUCUCUGGUUUACUGCUUGACUAGUCAAGAGAUCUUAUGGCGUACUGGACAUGAUUAUGUCAGCUGUGAACGGCCUGCUACGACUAAUACAUGUACUUCUGAUUUAUUUUCUCUGCUUUACUCAUGGUUGGCUUAAAGAGACUAGUUACCAUCUGUAUAAUUAUACCUGGUCAAUUCCUCGAUGUCACAAUUUCAUUUCUGGCAUCUUUCUAGAAAUAAUAUGUGAAACUAUAAUUCUAAAGGGGAAUAGGACAUCGAAUUUCAUACUUAUAAUUUCAUGGUAGUGGUUUUGACGAUCUCGUGAUUAUUAGAUUAAAUACUUCCAAGUAGAAUUCUGUCUUCUCCUCUACCACUUCUCCACGAUCUAGCUCCAGUUGAUAGUGCUGAA